Molecule: messenger RNA, 3798 nt
Organism: Magallana angulata
Lineage: Eukaryota; Metazoa; Mollusca; Bivalvia; Ostreida; Ostreidae
Product: FAD-dependent oxidoreductase domain-containing protein 2-like
Exons: 10
Coding region: 202-2076 (624 amino acids)
Molecular function (GO): monooxygenase activity; flavin adenine dinucleotide binding
Source: RefSeq, a predicted model, not a curated record
UCACGGAUUAAUUGUUUGGAUUUUGAUGGCUGUGUGAUGUGAUAGGAAAUUGAAUAGUUUGCCAGAUGUUUUGAUUGACAAGCCAUUAUCGAGAAAUAGGGCGGUCUUGUAUCAGAGUCAUAUUUAUAAGUGGAUAUAAUAACAUUUUUUCUCCACACCAGCUUUGGCACAGGCAGAGGUGACCUUGGAUAAGCACCAAGAAUGACCUUGACCACGAGGCCUUAUCAGUGUCCUUUGACCCUGUUUGUCUUCCUUACCAUUUUCACAACAUGCAUCAUUUCAAGUCCCACAAUUCACCAUGAUUACUGUGUAAUCGGGGCAGGACCUAGUGGCCUUCAGCUUGGAUAUUAUUUACAACAGAAAAACAGGGACUAUGUCAUUUUUGAAAGAAGCAAUGUAUCAGGGAGCUUUUAUUUGAAGUAUCCUCGCCACAGAAAACUCAUCAGCAUUAACAAGAGAAACACAGGCAAAACCAACAAAGAAUUCAACAUGCGACACGACUGGAACUCCUUGCUAAGUCACGACGAUUCUCUUUUAAUGCGGCACUAUUCAAAAGAGUUGUUUCCCCAUGCUGACGUACUUGUAAAAUACCUUAACGAUUACAAAGAGAAACUAGGCAUAAAAGUUCAGUAUAACACGGAGAUCCGAAACAUCGAACGGAAAGAGAACCAGUUUACGAUGGACGACGGAAAUGGUCAGAAGUACACUUGCUCAAAAUUAGUGGUGGCCACUGGGAUAGCAACCCCUAACGUCCCGCAAAACGUGGAUGGAAUGGAGCAUGUGAUUGGCUAUGAAGACGUUUCAAUCAAUCCUGAAGACUUUGAAGGGCAAUCAGUUCUGAUAUUAGGGCGCGGUAAUGCCGCCUUCGAGACGGCCGAUGCUAUUUACGGCAACACUAACGUGGUACACAUGGUGGGCCGUUCCAGAGUGAGGCUUUCCUGGUCCACACACUACGUCGGAGAUCUUAGGGCAGUGAAUAAUGGCUUGUUGGACACCUAUCAGCUGAAGUCGUUAGACGGAGUUCUAGAAGCAGGGCUAGAGGAAGUUAAAAUCGUCAAGCAGAAUGGUAAACUACACCUUCAGUUUAAAGAAGAUGAGGAGGACCCGGUCUUCUCCCUGGACAACUUCGCUCUCAGAGAUCCAUACGAUAAAGUGAUCCGCUGUCUUGGAUUCACAUUUGAUAAAAGUAUUUUCAACAACAAAACUGUGAUAACACCAGGACGUGGGAGAGCCAAAAAGUAUCCCAAAAUCAACUACAACUACGAAUCGGUCGAUAAUCCGGGCAUGUUCUUUGCUGGAACUGCCACUCACUCCCUGGACUUCCGAAAAUCUGCGGGAGGUUUCAUCCACGGAUUUAGAUACACAGCCCGUGCCUUGCACAACCUGUUGGAAUGGAGGUACCACCAAGUCCCCUGGCCCUUUAUCACGGCCCCAGUCACUCAGAUGGAGAGCACCAUUCUGAAGAGGCUGAAUGAGGCCUCGGGAACUUAUCAGAUGUUUGGAAUUCUGGGAGAUGUCAUUAUCCUCAAAGACAAUGGAGUAGAGUUUGUGUAUUUGGAGGACUAUCCAAUAAACCUUCUAGAUGAGUUACCUCAAAGAUCGGGUCACAACGCCACUCGUAUCAUAGCAAUAGUCAUGGAAUAUGGCAAGGACUUUUCCGGACCUGGCAACGAUGUUUUCCGCAUUAACCGAGCCACGGGGGAACCUGCAGAGGCCCACCACUCCAACUUCCUACACCCCGUCCUCUAUUACUAUGACAAAUUGCCUACAGAGCAAGACAUGAAGAACAAGUCCAUCAAGGACCUUCUCCCCCACCCCCGCCUCCUUCAUCACAUCGUCGAGGACUUCCUGACGUCCUGGGACGGCUGGACCAGUCAUCUCCUGCCGCUACGCCGCUUCCUGGAGGAGGUGCUUGACCAGGAUCUACGCAGCUACUUUGCCGAGACCUGCAUGAAGCUAGCCCUGACCCACACCAACGUUCCCCUGUCCUGUCAGAUGGACUUCAUGGAAGGUCAAGGUCUUGUACCGGCCUACAGUCUAGCACAACUUGCCAAAGACUCCAAACUUUUGAUAUAGAAUGUAAUUUUAUGACUUUUUUUGCAGUCAGUUACACAUGUCUCAUUUUUUUUUUUUUUUACCUUUUUUUUGCUCAAUUUUGAUUGUAAUCAAAUUUAUUAGCAUAUCGAAAAACCAAAACAGGUGUAAAGUCUCAAGAAAUUGACACAUAACGAUUUCACCUCCAUAUUUCAUUUCUUUCUUUCUUUUUUUUUUGCUUGAUAGAAAGUCAUUUGUGACACAUUGAGUUAAUUUGGUAUGCUGUUAAUGAUCUACUAUUAUAUAGCACACAUUUACGAGUAUGGUAUCUUUCCUAUCUUAUAGCGGUGUGGCUAACUGCAAUAUUGUAGCAUCUUUUAGAUGCCCUUCCACAAGAAUGACUGCAUUGCUGUAGCCUGGGUAUGAGAAAUCAAGUAUAUCACAUGCUAUUUACUAAAAUUCUUGUGAUACAAACUUACUUUGACAUUGUGUCAAUUAUAUGCACUUUUUAAUUACAUGCUUUAUUAAUGUUUGUUCACACAAGACCACAGUUUUAUUUAUACAUUUCUACUCUGCAAAGAUGUCUUAUUUUCAAGGUACUACAAAUGCACGAAUUUCCCCGUUAUGACACCAAAUUAUGAAUCAGAGCAUUUCAACUGUUGCCAAAAUGUGUACAUAUAUAUAUGCAAAUGUUUUUCUGUAGUAAAAAUUGAUCGUCAAACUAGCAGUUAUAUUUUUCUAUGGAUAGAUAUUUUUUUAUGCUGGUAGUACUCGUACAUAUCCAAGAAAUGUAAAAGAAAGCAUUAGGUAUGGAAUGCUUUUUGAGGGGCAUGAAUGACUUGUAUACCAUUCCUUUUAUGCUGUAAAAUGUUUGCAUUUAUUAUUAUGUAAGUGAAAUACAUGAUUUGAUGUUUCUUGUUUCUGACGACUUUAUUCUUUCAUUACCAAUUUUUGUAAAUUCUUUACUUGAUCCAUCUUCCAUUAUUUUUUUUGCGGAAAGUUUGAAAUAUGUAUAAUUCAUAACCAAGCAAAGAGGAGAUAACAGAUUACCAGUUGUGUCCAAUUACAUGUGUACAUGUAGAUAACUCAUGUAGUAGAAACUAGUUUACAUGUGAUUCAUUGACAGGUACAUGUAUAUGUACAUAGGCCUAUUUACCGAUACCAGUGUUUUUUGUUUAUGGUGAUUUUUUGUUCUGGGUAUAUACCCUACUGUUUAAAUCUUCUCGGUCCUUUCUACAACAUCCAUUUUCUGCUUCUUUAAACUCUUUACUCCUUUAAGUAUUAAUGGUGGUGGAUUCUAUUGUGAUAAUAGGAGUUAUCUCUCUUUUACCGUUCAUGUUUACUAUUCCAUCAGGUACAUUCUGUUGAGAGAAACAACAGGCACAACCUUUUUUUUAAAUGAAUUGAUUUUCCAGGUGUCGCAGAAGUGUCUGAUGGAUUUUUGCAAGACAACUAGGUUGUAUAUAAGCAUGUUAUAUGUAAGCAUUAUUGAAAAUAAUAAUGUAAUUUAAAGAUGAGAUGUCCAGGUAUAUAUUAUCACUGUGUGAUUACCGAUUUUGUGUGAUUUGUUUAUUUAUUUGCAUUUAUUUCAUUGUUUGUAAAGCUUCCAAAAAACGCAAUUGGAUAUGGGAUUUUGUAUCAAUGAAGUCCUGUAAAGCAUUUAUUAUAUAUGUUAAAAAAAACUUUCCUUUGAUUUUUUGAUGAAUCAAUUAUAUUUUUCUUGUUAGUGUUAUGUUUCAAAAUAAAAUUGCAACAACAUAUCCA